Seminavis robusta is the source of this 19303-nucleotide messenger RNA. The record is from the annotation of a GenBank genome assembly. NCBI's taxonomy places the organism in Eukaryota, Bacillariophyta, Bacillariophyceae, Naviculales, Naviculaceae.
AUUAAAUCCUUUUCUGUUGCAUCACCAGUGUAUUCGCGAGCCUUUCCCUGUCAACAAAGCCAAGUCCCGCCACAAAUCUCUAAAUGAAUUUUCUGCUGCCAGCCAGCGAGCUCGCUGCCGAAUGCUCUGCGCCAUCUCACACUCUUGAUUUGUAAAAGGAAGAAAGUGACAACGGUUCCCCACAGUACUGGGCCUCAUUCUCAGAUAGAUACCCCACAUACGACCCACUUGAUGACAACCAGGACGACCGCUGCUGUGGAGGUUGGCUUGAACUUCCAGUAGCUAGUUGAGGACAAUAGGAAGGAACUGAACAAACAGACUUAUAGCUGGGGUGGAUUCCCAAAACAAUUUACAAUGGCGUCUUACAUGUACAACCCCUCCAAGACGGUGACAGAGAUCAUGUCCAAGUACUUGGAGUUUGAUCCCGAGCAGCUACAACUCGGAAUAUGGUCAGGAGACUUGGUGCUGACCAAUGUGAAUCUGCGUGGCGACGCUCUUUACUCCAAGAUCAAUCGCAUGAAGAAGUCGCCUUCGGGACGAGAUCCCCUCAAGCUCAAAAUAGUCGAGGGUACCAUUGGCCAACUGAGGAUUCAAAUUCCCUGGAAACGACUAGUGUGGGGACAAGGAGAUGUCGUCAUUGACAUCAAGGGGGUGAACGUUGUGGUGGGGUUUGAAAGUAGAGAAGAAACGGAAGCAAAACAGAAAGCCACUGAAGCAGCCGAAGACAAGAAAGCCAAGAAGCAAAAGGACGAAAAGGCUGAUGAAGAAACAGUGCAGUACUCCAAAGAGUUCAGAGAUGCCAAACAAAGGAUUCUGGCCGCAGCAGAGCAACGCCUGAUGAAGGGACAACAACUUUCAGCAUGGCUGACACACAUGAUCAAGAAGGAACUCAAUGUAGACAACGACAAGAACAAAGUGGUGGGACCCAAAAAGCCCAAGGGAUUUGAUAAGUGGAUGAAGAAGGCAUCAUCCAACUUUGUUUGGAGGUUUCUCUCGGGCUUGUGCUUGAACAUUGAGGGAUUCAAACUGACUGUUGUUCAGGACAAUAUUGAAAUGGGGAUCAUCAUGCCCAAUACACACAUUCAUUCUGGAAAGAUGGGGUCUUCCCAAGGGCCAAAAGUCGACAAUCCUGAUGAUGGCAAAUCGUUCGACAGAGAACCGGAACCAGGUGAAGUGGAAGAUGGCGACAACAUUGACAAAAGCAUAAAUGCUCUCGGGGUGUCCGUAUUCGUAAGACGACAAAUCAUAUACCCCAAUGAACCUUUAUCCCAGGCAUUACUACUUCCAGAUGACUACGUCUUGAGACCCAUUGACAUGGGAUGUUCUCUAUCUUUCUUCUACCCUCAUGAGGAACAAUCUAAAAAGCGAAAGACUGCAAAUGGGACAGCCGCAGGAGUAUCAGAUGGGAUAUCAAUGGCAGACAGCACAGACGGAUCAUCCAAACGAAGAAGAGGAAAGAGGGAUAAACGACCUCGACCAGGGAGUUUUGAUGGGACCGCCGAAACCGACGUUGUCAGCUCAUUUGGACCUGAUUCAACGGGAUUACAGCGACAAAGAAGCCAAUACUCCUCGUACACAGAAGCAAUGCGACGAGCCCCGUCAAGACCAAACCUCUCCAAUCAACGCCCGUCGUCUCAAAUCGGUAGUCGACUUUUGACGCCUCCGCAACUUCAAAGGAGAGUCACUUCUUCCGGAAGAUCAGCCCCUCUCGUUCGACCCGAUGAUCUGAGUUCUGUUUACAAAUCUGCCAUGGCGGAAAGCAAACAAGUGACACCCAAAUUGGACAUGCAAAUGAACUGUGGCGAAAUCAAAUUUAUUUGCUCCAAAAAGCAUCUUGAUAUCAUACACAACUUUUUUGCAGUGGGGGCGAGAAUGCGAAAUGGAAGACCAACCUGUACAAUAACGGAAGUGUUGGCAAAAGGUGGAGAAAAGGGGAUGGGGAAGAGGAAUCCAUUUGCUUCUGGAGCUAGUGUCGAAGAGUUGCUGCCGGGUCCUUCUCCAUAUCGACGCACGCAGACAGAUGCGUCUUCCGGACUAAAUUUCAUCAGAAGCGACAUAGCUUCGAGGAGGCUCAGCUUGGGCAUUCGAAACGAACUUGCCGCCAAGGCGAGAACCCGCCGCAGUCAGGUAAUCCGAUCAUGGUGGCAUUACGCAUACGGUGUCGUCGCGUAUGAAAUUCAAAAGCGAAAGCGCAGACGCGACAAUUUCAAAGAAAAAUACGUGUCAUUUGACUGGGACCGACAAAAACGAAAGCGCGAGGAAUACAUCAACUUGUACAUGAGCCUUCACUUGAAAGUUGGCGAACACGUCGACUGCGACGCCAGCGUGCCGGACCCAUGGGCGCAAGAUAUCUUGAAAAUCGAAGAUGAACUUCCAAUUGAACAGAUCUUGCUAUAUCGAUCCAUUGCACGAGCCCUAGAGGUGCACGGACUGCGGUCCAUGCCGUCUUCGGUGGAAGUGCUGUACUCCGAUUAUGCAUCAAUCUUGUCAGAACAUCGCGCCUCUACUGUCAUGUCAGCGACAGAUGUUGACAUAAAUAUCAACACAGGGCUCAAUCUGCAAGGUAUGAAUGAGUUCACUCCACACCGCAUAGCGAUGGACGAGGUAGACGACGAGAAUCUCGUUUCCGUUCUAGGCAAGCGAUGUAAUGACGGUCGUUUGUACCGCUCCUACCUUGUUGGCGACGAUGUUCAGCUGUUUGAAGAAGAACGGGCCAAUCUUCCACAAAGGCAUGGAAUGCACAUGAGCCAUGACGAUCAGGACGACCAGGACAGAGCCUCCAGACCCGACAAUUAUCGUGCUGCAAGUAUGGGAUUUGGGACAGCUCAUAGCAGUGACCAUCCUCUCAGUGAAAUUCGCGAAGACCUGGGGGGCUCAAAAGUCAGUUUUCAGUAUGAUUAUUCAGAAGACAUGGAAGAAGCGCCCCGAAAGACUGCAACAACUCGAAGAAAUCGCCGAAGAGAGGGUUCCGAUGGUCGAACUGUGCGGACUAUGAAAACAACAAAAACGCGUUCGACGAUGGCAGGCACAGUGUUUGAGAAUAUGUCCAUAAGUGAGCCAACGUCGACUGGUGCCAAAAUAUCCUUCGCUUUCUUUUUCAAGAGCGUUGAGGUGAUGCUCGUGUCAGAUGAAGGAUCGAACCCUGCUCCAUUCCAAAGGACAACAUCAUAUUUAAGCCACGACGACCCAAGCACUAGAAGUAGCGAUGACGUUUCAGACUUGUCCUUCCUCUCAGAAGAAGACUUCUUCAUGGAGCAGGAAUCCGCACCGGCUGCUGUUGUUGAAGAAGAACACACAGACAACCCAAUGCUGUCAUCAACGGAUUUUCUGCUUUUUGGGCUGCCUAAGAACAUGCUUUUGCAUGUGACUUUGUCGCCUUUGCGAUGCACCAUUCUAGGCCGAAGCGGCGGAUCGAAGAACGUUAAUUUUUCCGUUGGCACAAUCACAGCAUCGGGAUCGGGACGAGACAACUUAAUUGCUAUUGGAAGCAGAGCGUCGCCAAAACCAGUCCCUGUGGUCAAUUUGACGAAGAGAGACCGCAGCUCGACCCGUGACGGUGGACUGCGCUUCAGCACGCAUGCCCCUACUGCUCCCAAAGAAGCAAUGACGAUCUCCGUCGUGUUGAGCAAAGGCCACAGGGUCUUACAGGCAGAUGUGGCCAAAGUUCACGUCUGCCUUGAUGUUCCUCUUUUGAUAAAGCUGGUGAAGUUUCCAUCGACGUCCGAUGAAGGGAACCCACGUCGGACGCUGCCAAAGUCUGAGCGAGAAGAAGCUCGGCUGUUCAUUCUACGGGAGAAUCCCCCAUCAAAACUUGCAGAAAUGAACUCUUCAAUCAGAGUUCAUGGCAUCGAUCUGUCAAUUCCAGUUGACGCCAUGGCGGCGGCAGAAGCAGAAGUGGAGUCAAGUGCCUCUUCAUACUCGGGAAGCUUUGAACGGCCCGAGAGUCGCUCCCCUUCUGCGAGGAUCACCGCUGGCAUUGUCGAACUGUACAGUGGAAGCGCAGUCAGCGACUUAUGCGGUAAUGAGAGCGGAGCGCAGGUUGGCUCGUUGGCAAUGCUCGACUUGGACGAAUUGGUCGAAAAGGGGACCCUUUCAUCGCAGCAUUGUGUCGUUGCGGUAUCUGGUAUCGAUUGUGCGCUGCAAACUGAAACCGACGCGUUUGCUUUCUCAGAGGCGCCGUCGCUGCUAGCGGAACCAGUCGACAUAGAAAUGCUUUUCACAAACAGUGGUAGUACCAUUCUAGACGAAGACAGCCCAAGGCAAGAGAUUGCGCUGGAAGUAUCUCCCAUUCAUAUACUGCUAUCAGAGACCAGGUUGCUCUUCUGCAACCGUGUGCUGCAACCGUUAAGAGUCAAGGGUGAUCGCAAACCGCCGAGUGUGGAACCCACAUCAACGCCUCCUCGGCUCGAGGCGCUUUCGCGGCUUAUUAUGAGGUGUGUUGACGUGUCAAUCCGAAGUUUAAAGAUCUCGAUAAUGAGCGACGAACAGAAGUAUCCUUUGACACCGGGCCAGAAAGCGAUAAUAAUGGAAGAAUGCCUUGGGGACUUUCUCUCAAUUGCCUCCUGUUUUGACCUGAAUUUCCCAAAUGAAGAUGCACUGUCAUCGAGCAUGCAAAUCUGCAUCGACCGUUUGUGUGGCAUUGGGCUGUACGCGGAAGAUGCCUGGGACUGCACUAACUCGGCCCUUCUCAGUUUUUACGAGGAUGAUGCACACAUUCCACCACCGCCGCAACCACCGGCAACCGAAAGUAUGGACGAGACCGACAAGUCUGCUGCGUCGGAGUUGCAAUCUGAUCGCAUGAAGGGAACAUCUGAAUCUGAUCGCAUGAGGGGAGAUCUGGAAUCUGAACGCAUGAGGGAUGCAUCCGAAUUUCAAUCUGAACGCAUGACGGAACCCGAGCCAUUCGACAAAUCGAAGGCUGUAGACAAGGCAAUACGGAAUGCUGUGACAAGAGCGCUUCACGACUUUACGCCCCCCGACGAUGAAAUUGACCCAAUUCGGCAACCAUUGAACACAUUGUUGGUUGUCGACCUCCCCAAAGGUGCUCAGGUCUCGACAAUACACCUAUUCUAUGACUUCCACCUUUCUGCAAGUCUCCAAAACUUGUUUGUUACAAACACGGCUGGAGUCCGCCUUCUUAGGAUUGCGCCAAUCGAGCAUCACGACGAUCAAGCGCAAGAUCAAGGGUCGUCGGAGGGAGAGGUUGACAACAGUUCAAGCAGCGAGCCUGCGCUGUCAUUCUCUCGAUUUGAGUUGGACGCAGCUUAUGGCUUUGGAAAAGGGGGACUUCCAUUGGACAUUCUCGGCUCGGAUGAAACUCACGCCGACGAUGAAUUUUUUAGGAUUAAAGAAAAGCUCGAUGAUAUCCAAGUCGGAGAACUUGAAUUCUUCUUCUCUCACGACACUUUCGAUGACAUGAUGAAGGUCAUCUCCCGGAUGAAGAAGUGUUUUGCCUCUCCUGAUCCAAAUCAGAGCACUGCCAAGGCCAACUCAGAUGACGUUAAGGACAAGACGUUGUUUACUCCGUUGAAAACGUCUUUCUUUGCAAGGUGCGAUAUUGUAUCGGUGCUUCUGGCCACUGACAAACUAGUUCCGUUCAGUCGGCUUCGCUGUGACAGUCUGUACAUAAAGAAAGACGGGCGCCCAAUUGACCCGGAGCAGCCGUACAUUCCAGUGUUGAAAGUGGUAUCUCGUGCAUUUUCACUAAUCAACUUGACAGAAAAAGGCCAGCACUAUCCAGAUGCCAUAACUCCACUAUACCUUGAGGACAUGAGAAGCUUCCCUUUCCAGGUUGAGUACUCGUCGGGAUCUCCCCCUUGGCUGCCUGCUUCAGAUCUCAAAAUGGCACUGCGUGGUUUCCGCCUUUUCCUUUUACGACAAUACAUCAAUGAGCUUCUGCAGUUCUUUCUCUGCGAGUUGUACGGCGUCGGGAAGUUGAGACAUGCCGCCAAAGUGGCCGAGGAGAUGGAACGUCCCAAAAAGGAACCGAGUCCUCCCAUGACAUACACAAUCAACAUUCUUGAUUCUUCCCUCAUUCUACCUCGGUCGACCCGCAGUCAUGACUUGGCUGCCAUCGAGAUCGGUCGAGGGGUCAUCUUCAAUAGCAGGCGCCACCACUCGUUCAGGAUGCCAACAGAAACAAGCCCAUUCCAGGCGGAGCAGGAGGAGGAUGCAGAGACUGGCUCAGUGUUUACAAGAAUGACAUUUCAGCUGCAUCAAAUGCGGCUCUUCACUUCUCUCAGCGAUGAAAAGUUUGUCCCGAACCAAACAGAUAGUCCCAUUUUUCGGUACUUUUAUGACGUUGAUGGGAGAGCUGAGCACAACUCAUGGGUUUACAGCAAACAAUCGAUACUCGGAGACGACCCACCGGAAGAACACGCGGAGGUGUUUGAAGCUCUGUCCGAGCGAAGAUGGAGGGAAAUCACUACGGGGUUCUUGUCCUUGGACGUCCUGUGCGAUUACACUCCACACCUUCGACUACUUAUCUGCGAGCCUCUUGAACCGGAACACUUCGUGGCGGCCCCCCGGCUCGACGUGAGGUUGUCACAAUUCUGUAUGCUCCUCUCCGUGUGGUAUGACAACAUGCAAGAGGUUCCAUUGAUGUUCCCAUAUCCGGCUACAAAGUUCCUUGCUGAUGGUAGAAAUCUUCUGUGGUGCACCAACCCAACAGAAUAUGGGACGGACGACUAUCUUGGAGUUUGGGACGAUUGGUCGUGCGUCAAGACGGAGAUCUGCGUGAUUUUGAGAAACCUUGGAUUGCGCUGCCAAUUUGACCCGCCUGGUUAUUUUGACCAUGAAAUCGAAAUCCAGACUUUCUACGAAGACCCAGAUCCUUCAAAGGAGGGGCAUUGUUGUCAGGUAUACUUCACUGAUGUCAUUGUUCAAACGUACAGCGACUUGCGAGGGAUGAUGAGGGUGGCCGUCGCAGCUGCCGCCUUUGAUUUCAUUGACGAACGAAGGAACGCACAUUGUCAGCGGACAUUCGACGUGCGAGACAGGAAAGGGAAGGAUGAGACCAAAUUCACCACAUGGGCAGACUUGAGUUGGGGGCUUCGAGAUGACGCCAAGGGAAUUGGCAAGCCGCUACCGCAACCGGUGCAGAUAUCCGUCUUUAUGACCAAGGAUUGGGCUCUGAUCAAUCUGGGCCUGGACGAAGCCAAUGCUGUUUUGAGUGAGCUCUCGCCGAUUUGGUUCUUCCUUGGAUUCUUCAUUCCUUAUUGGCAAGAAGGGGCUUAUGGCAAUCCAGGAUACACCGGCAACGAGGCAGCCAGACGAGUAAAGGAUGUGCUCCAAGCAGCAAGAGGAGUAGAAAUGAAGGAUCCGGAUGGUAUGAACAUUGAUUUCCGUAUGUGGCUGGGAAAACCUCACCUAUCCAUACCGUGUGACCUCGUUGAUCCUCGCGGACCAAGCCUGCGUAUUGAAAGCGAAACCGGGUUGUGGUAUCGUUUCAAAUCUAUCAAGGAUUACAAGUCUCAAGAAGUCAUCAGCACUGGGUUGGACCUUGUUUUUGCCAACGAGUUUCUCAGCCCACGUGAAAGCUUUGACAGCCGUGAUACCAUGGUCCGUCACCUGGUAGAAGGACUCUCGUUUGCAUUGCGCCUGGACGGUAACAAUGAGAUUCCUGGAUGUUACCACGCUGACUAUGCUCUUGAGAUCCCUUACAAGACUGGUACCAAAGCCGAUUGUAGCAUACGAUCUCAUGAAAUUCAAGUUCCACCCAUCAUCUUAGAUGCCCCAACAAUCUGCUCUCCCGUGGAAACCCCCACAAGGGUGCUUGGCCCUGUUGUUUGCGAGAUCACCGUGAUUGUGGAAGUGCUGCCUCUCGCUUCUUCCGUCAUGGUGAACUUCUUCUCUGGUCCCGUGGACGAUACCAUUGAAGUUGAACCGAUAGACGAGAAGAAAACAUUCUCCUUUAGGGGCAACAUCGGCGACCUCAGGCUUUUUGCUGUUGACCCUGUGCUUGGAGUACAGCUUCCUGUAGCAGUUGUCUCCAUAUCAAAGAUCCUGGUGACGGCCUCUCUUCUGUCUCAAGAUCCAACAAGAAAGGGACAAAUUUCCCGAGGCGAAUCUCCUCCCGAGGACCUUCAUGUUAUACUCGACAGUCAUUAUUGGGCGGACUACUUCAAGUUGGGGGUAACGAGGAGCUGGGAGCCUCUUUUGGAGCCUUACAGGUGUGUCCUGCUCUACGAAAAGUCAAAGUAUCGUGGCACUGGUCUGUCAAUCAAUGCAGACUGCCCUUUCCAUUUGAAUGUUUCCGGGGCUUUGCUUCUGAUCUUUGACGAAGUAAUCGACUCCUUCUCCCGUCUGGUAAAGGAAGUGUUUGGUCAGGAUACGGAACAAGAGCUUGAGCGUGUCAUCCCCAAGUCGUCUCUGCUGAGAGAGAGGUUGACAGUUGGUGAAAAAGUGCGUCUCGCGGGGGAUCAAAACCUGAUGGUUGUGCAUGACAUCCCCAAACCAUUGCUGGGAGAUCGCGUUGCCUUCUCCCUGUGCAAUCUAACUGGGCAGAAAAUGCGUAUUCACCAGCAAGAAGGGUUGUUUCUCAAUGGCGAGCGCAUGAAGCCUGCGGUUGUGACAUACCUCAAUCAUGAUGAGUCCACCAGCCUGUCGUUCGAUGCCACCAUCUCGGUCGUCAAGAAUUUAUCAGUUGUGGAAGUCCCAUACCCUGGUCUGCCAAGCUCUCAGAGUAUGAAGCGAGCAGAAAGAUCGACGAGGCAUGCUGUCGAUUUGCAGCUCCCUGGCUUCCGGUGGGUGCAGGGUAUCAAGGUUGACACGUUUGGUCGAAAAUUUGAAACGCUCAGACCACGCUCCUCCGAUCUUCUUUCGAAGAUACUGCAAGAUUGGCGCUUGGAAAACGCUCUUCAACUCUUGGUUGAAGUUGGUUUGGACAAUGGGGGACGCCUGGUGACUGUGCGAAGCCUGUUUGAGGUCAGAAACAACACGACGCACCCACUCUCGGUUCUUCUUCACCCCGAUCCAAUACACAAGCCUGACAACAGCAGAAGGGCGGUAAACACUGACGAACACGAUGAUGCUCGGACACGUUCUGACGAUGAAAUAUCAGUGGUGGAACCGGGGGAUUUCUUCCAGAUACCAACGUACUUGCUUGAAAGCAGUUUGAACAUGGGCGGUUGUCACCUAGGAUCCCUCUGGUUCAGACCAGACACCUCAGAUGAUAUUGCGUUCCCUAAAUUGAUUCCGGGAAUCGGUCACGAAGGCUCCGGACAAACGAACGUCGAGACCAACUAUUGCUCUAAACCAGUGCAGCUUGCAAAGUUAGUUCAAGAAUCAGCCAUCAUCUUUGAAGACCACGGGGAUUCAGAAAUAUCUCCCGAGAAAGCAAAAACUGGCAUUCAGCUCGCAUGUGUCGUUCAAUCAAAGGGCGGAGAGUCUUUGCCGCCCUUUUGUUAUGCUGUUGAAAUUGGGAGGAGCCCAAUAGUGCCGGACAGAAGGAGGUCAACUAAUGCUCACAUCGGAGGAAGCCAACGUUUUGACGCAUCUGACAUACACUGUCCUGUGGCCUACACCUUGGCACUACAUGCCCCCUUUGUCAUAACCAACCUAUUGCCGGAGACGGGAAGGUUCGAAUUGAUGCAUGCUGUGAGAAGGACGGUCCUGUGGUUUGGUGAUUUGAAGCCUGGGCAGCAGAUGCCCGUUCACUCAGUUGGCUUGGACGCACCUUUGCUGCUUCUCCUGAAUCUUGGUUUCUGUAGAACACCAGUAGGAGAGGGAGCACUUGUCCAUCAUGGGGCAGACGCACCUGUGGGUUCCAAAGACAAUGUUGGCUUAAAGUCCUUGGUUGGAAAAUCUGCUGGGGCAGUUGGGAAGGUUGUCACAAAGGGCACCGGCGCCGUUGGGAAAGCCGUUACAAAGGGUACUGGGGCCAUGGGGAAAGUUGUACAAAAGGGGACCAAAUCAAUAGGAAAAACUCUGAAUGCAAUGUCUGAUUCCCCAGACAAGUUGAUGGCAGAAGAUCCAGAGAUGUACGCAGCCCUUUUAGAGGCGAGGCAGGCCCAACAACAGAGUGGCGGUGCAGGAGCCAUGGGAUUAGAUACAGGCCUUGGAAUGGAUACUCCAGAAGGUAGAAAAGUCCACGCUGUGGAAGGCAACAUUUACUCUCCGUUUGAUGUUGCUUUGGAAACAGCCGUGGUCGAUAGUAUUGGUCAGCGUCUCACGCUGAGCAUUGAGAAUAUCCGCGGAGGUGGCGGCCAGCGUAGGAUAGCCGUUUACUGUCCUUUCUGGAUUGUGAACACAACUCAGCACUCCUUGCGAUACAAACAAGAAGGAAGCAAAGCUUUCGUUUGUGGUACCGUAGUAGACUCUGAAAGGGAUGGUUCAAAGCCAGUUGAUGGGAGUACUCGGAAUUAUGUCAACAGACACCAGCUUGCAAGAGCCACUCGUCUGAGUCCUAACAGGUAUAUCCGUUCCCAUCGACCCAUGAACGAAGGAACCAUAUUUGCUGGCACCGUUGGGGCUUUGGCUACAUCCCCCGGUCGCUGUGAUCUUUCACCAUCGGAUUUAACUGAUUUGAUUGACAAGGACCUCUCGCUUGAAAGACUGGCCAAUCUUGCUUUCAUGUUCAAUUUCCAUGAAGAUGUCCUGUCCAUUGGAAACCGAAGACUGUCCGUACAGCUCGCGGAUAGCACAGAACAUCUGCAGUACUUUUCCGAUUGGGCCCGAGGCUUCAGUUUGGACUCGGUUGGUUUCUCACAGAUUGUGGCGCUCCACUGUAGAGAAGGCCGUGCCCUUGAACUGUCGGUGGUUGUCAGUGUGGCACCUGGUUUCUUGUCUGGGUACACAAAAAUUGUCCGUUUUGUCCCACGAUACGUGCUUGUCAACCAGCUGGAGUUUCCCGUGCGACUAUGGCAAGACAGCUCUGUGUUUCGUCCUCUAAACGAGUCCCCAUCGACGACGGGAAUUGAUGAGUUGGUGAGAGGUACCGAUCUGGGUAAAUGGAGGUUUGCUACGUCGGAAGACCACCAUCUCAGUGUUAUCAACCAGUACGAAGCUCUUUGGGGAAGGGUGACUGUGGUUGAUGAAUCGGAUUCAGAUCGGAUUCUGGAGGGCACAACGGCUCACAGAAACGCCAACUACAUUGCAACAGCCGGACCGCUCGAAUUCGUUCCCUUCCAUUUGCCAGAUUCUCGCGGCGAGAGGCAGCUUCGAGUCGGUUUGGGAGCUGCGUGGAAUCUCACAGCAAGUUUCGCAUCCGAUUUUCCUGGCGAUCACACUCUGGGGGUCACACGCUCUGUGGAUUUGAGAUUUCUUAGGCAUGUUUCCACGAGAGCGUCACCAAUGUACAGAGUCUGCUUACCGCCAGCCCAUGGCGGUGAGUGGGAUGGAGAACUUGGUGUUUGGUUUGAAACUGACUGGGGUGGUGAUAGGCGCAUCAUUGUGAAAGGGAUGAGACGAGGUCGUCACUGCUUCAAUGAAACAGACAUCCACGCAGGAGACGAACUGCUUCGCAUAGACACCGUGUCAGUCUCAAGGUUGUCGUUCGAAGAGACGAUGAAGCUGCUCAAGCAGCGCUUGGCGCAGGUUUCUUCCUCUAGUAGUACCAAAGCGAAGAUGUCCGAUAAUUCAAAAUGGAUGGAUCGCUCGUCUGGGUUCUUGCGUCGUCGCCAGAGCGAGCAAGAGGAAGAAAGAACGGAGUCAACUCAGGACCGACUUAUUCUCACCUUCCGAACACUGGAAGAACGUCUAAGACGGCUGCGAAUGAAGGCUGCUAGAAACAGUGGUGUAAGCAAUGUCGGAAGGACCAACCACGGUGGGCCGGGGGGGGGAGACUCGGUGUCGCAACCAGGAGCACCCAUGUUCAAUCGAGCCCUGGGUGGUUUGAGGGUGGAAAUGAAGCCUCUACAUCACUCCAUGUUUGUCGUGCUUCGACGACAGGAUCCUACGAACCCUCCUUUCAGGAUCGAGAACAGAUCUAUGAAUCACACGAUAUUUUAUCGUCAACGAGGCUGUGAGAGCCACAAUUGGAAUUCACUCCGUCCGGGCCAAACACAAGCAUAUUCGUGGGAGGAACCAAUGAGACCUAAACGGCUUGUUGUAAGGGCGGCGAGGGAUGGCCUCUCCCUGGGGCGACCCGAAAGUGAACCUCCAGAUGACGCAAGUAUUCGCAGUUUCACGAGUGAAGGUGCCGGGAGCAGGGAAAUAGAACAACGGACAGCGCGGUCAUCAAAACUAAGGCAGGCCUUGUCGUACCAAUACGUGGAAGACGAAGAACAGGGUCGCUUUGGAGCAGCCACCAUCGUUAAACUCGAGGAGAUUGGGUAUCGCGGAAUACUUAUGUGCCCCGUAGGCAUGACAGAGGAUCAAGACGCACGGAGGAGAAGGGUUCACUUAAACGUCGAAGUUGAAACAGAUGGAGCCACAAGAAUUAUGGUCAUCUCAGACGACACCUCGCAAGCCCGUGAUGAUGAAGUGGCAGUGAUGAAUCGAAGACUGGAAAGUUUGAAGCGACAACUGAACGAAGAAGAGAGCAGAUUGGCGAACCUCGCCGCGCUCCGAUAUCUUCUUGGGGGCACUGGUAACGAGGGGGCUAUUUUACAGGGCGCGGCACUCAGCAAUCUAUCACUCUACAUGGAACAAGUCGAAAGUCUCGAUGAUGCUGAAAGGGAACGCACCAUCGAAGACCUUGCUUUGAACAUCACAGAUGACUUUCCACAAGAACACGUCGUCUAUCGGCGCCAUCAAAUUGUCGUGGAGGUCCUCGAGGCGGUCGGUUUGAACCCAGAAAAUGAGAUAGCCUUCUGCAAUCCCUAUUGCGAGGUUAUCUUGAAGGGUCGGUCCAAACUGAGGAAGUCGUUCUUUGAAAGAAUUAGAGACAGGGGCAAGACUUACUACGCAAAGAAAAGUCUUUCGCCAAAAUGGACGGAUCAAAUCUUUGUCUUUGAUGUGCCCGCGGAAGCUGUGUCUGUUACGAGGGGCCACUCAAUUCAUGUCAGAGUCCGAAACUUCCGUUUUGUCGGGGCACACAAGAUGCUUGGCCAGGCGACUGUGCACCUCCACAGCGUGCGAGAUCAGCAAGAACUUGUUGGAUGGUAUCCCUUGGCGGGAAGAACCGGCAGCACUGAACUUGACAACCCACUUUCCAAUUGGGGGCGGGGAUCUGUCAAGCUGCGCAUUCAUUGGGUGCAUUCUACUCCUGCAUUACUUGACUAUCUCAUCAUGUUCACGGGCAAGCGCUUGCAGCAGUUGGAGGACAGGAGAAAUGGAUUGCGAGAACAGUGGAAGACUGCCUCGGACGCAGAAAAACGAAGGAGAGAGGGUGACACUUUGAAGUCUACGGUUUCUCAGGCGGUUCCGAAGGUGCAGAAGGACAGGAAUGCGUCAAAAAAGCAAUCCCACUCAAGCUCUAGCAAGGAACUGGACGUCAAUGGCGACGAGGCCAUGGGAGCCGGCUUUUUUGAUACCCGAAGGAUAGUCAGAGACAGGAGCAAGCUGGUGACCUACUUUCAGAAGAUUGCAAAGAAGAAGGGGCACGAGAGAGGUGAAGGAUCAGAAAAUGGGCAGAGCUUCCAGUAUGAUUCAGAACAAUGGACCGGUGGAGCGUCGGGCCUGCCAAAGAUUACCGAGCAUGGAGCGUCUUCAGAUGGAUCAUCAAGUUCUGCCGACACUUCGCUAUUCGAUAUGUCUGGCAAGGACUCUUCCGACUCAGGCUCUGGUGACGGGAUUCAAAAAUGGCGCCAAAAGAGAGGUUCUCUAGCAAGCCGCAGUACCCGCAGCAGCUUUGUGAUGGAAAAGGCGCCGCCAAACCUAACCCGUGCACGUCCUGGCAAUCGCCGCCAAAUGCGUGGUCGGCAGAGUGAAAUUAAGCCCCCAUUGGGAGACCGAACACUGGCUCGCACAACGGGGAAGAUGUUUGCCCAAAAGCUGUUCAAGCGGCUUUCGGCGUCAGUGAAUAUCCCCACGGAUAAGUUGUCCAAACUGAACGAUUCUAGUUCCGUUGGGGAUGACGACGAGCAGAAGGAAGCCGCGAGGCUUAGUCAAUUGGACACGGUCAAAGAACUUCUGUCACGAGGACUCAUUCUUCACGAGGUUGGCCAAUACUUCCACCGAGUUGAUCCCUAUCGCCUCCAUGGCAAGGCUGACGAUGGAACUGCUUUGAAGAUUCCUCGAAUAACUUGCUGGACUCAUGCACAAUCUUUUUUGAAUGACGAGACACUCGACCUCAAAGUCGGCGAGGCCUCUUUUGAAGUUGUCAUCCAUCACUCGGUGAAGGCUCCAAAGAGGCAGAUUGAUGCUGGAGGCUCUUACUCCAAGCGAGUUGCCAAGGAGCGACUCCAACUCCCUUCUUUAGCUCCAUUGUCGAUGGGGCAUCGUGCUCUUCAGCAUAUUGAGUAUGUUGUUCAGUCAAGAAACCAGUUCGAACGUGCCUGCCGAAGAGCGCUGAGGUCUGUGUUGAACCCCGGAGGAUGGCUAACAAUUCGCCCCAUUACGGCAUUGAAUCUUCCCGAUACUUACACGGGUAUGCAUGUGAAGCUGAAGUACGGUCCUGAGGUGGUUGUGAGCUCAUCCGUUGAUGCCAAAGUAACCCCGACUUGGACUCCAAAGGAAGUCAUGAAUCGCGUCAGCACCGUACCAGAUCUCCAGGACGAGUACGGUUUAUAUUAUGAGGAGGCAGAUGACCACAUCCCUCCAGCCCUCAAUAUGGACAGAUUUGAAUUUUACGAAAACGAUCUUCUCUUCUAUGUGGAACCACAGAAAACAAGCGGUUCAAUUCGGCUAUCCGUGGUUGGCGAGCGACUCAAUAACAAAAGCGAGCUUGGGGUUUUGCACAUCCCGCUUGGAGCCGCAAUUGGCUCAUGCAUUGAUUGCAUUGAAGAUUACCUGGACUCUUUCUCAGAACAUGCUCCUUCGACAACCCCGAUGUAUGUUCGAUGGUUCCCGUUGAUGAAUCCCAAAGAUACUGAUCCUGUGGAAGGUGACAUGGGCUUAAGCUCCCGUCCCCCAGAAAGUGAACAGCUUGGUGAUGAUAUGUUCCAACAGUACUUUGCUCCGUGCAUUCAGCUUGCUUUGAUGUGGUGGCCCGACGACAGAGAGAUGGGCUUUGAUAUCGAUCACGAGGAAUCGGAGGUGCCGCAAGAUGUGAGCCAAUGCUUCCAACCUGUUCACAAGACUCCCGAACAACCAGAAAAGUCACUCAUGAACAACUACUUCAAUGCUGAUAUUGGGCGCAUAUCAGCUGCUUUGAUCGAUUCAGAUAGGGCGAAAGAGCUCUUGUCGUUCUCGGCUCUGGAUAUUGACUUGCGAUACUCAGAGAAUGAUGCCAAAACCAGAAUUGGGCUUGUCGUGGGUUGGGUCCAGCUAGAUCAUCAGGAAGACAAGUCGAGAGAACCCGUUGUCUUGGCACCGAAACCGGUCGAACACAUCCAACCAACAUGUCAGUUGCUCAUUGUGAAAGACAACUUACGUUCAAAGAAGAAUAUCAUGUCUUAUCAACAAAUACGUCUCACCCUUGAGGAAAUGGACCUUACCAUUGAAGAGUCAUGGCUGUUUGACUUGUGGGACUUCUUCAUUGGUGUUGUCAGGAGACGUGAAGUGAGGCAAAAGGCAAACAGGUCCUUUGAGGUUGACACGAAGGGCAAUGAACUGCAGAGAGAGAAUCGCUUUACAAAUAUCGAGCCGCCAGAUCCAGACACUCCCGGUUUGAUGUCUCUCCUAGUUGGUGAACAUUCGGAAGAAGAUGCCUCGGCUGGCAAGGUUUACGUGGAGCAAUUGGUUCUCGGCCUCCUCAAGGUCAAUCUUAGCUAUGUCAAGGGCAAAAAGCAGCUUGCGUGGGAGCUUACGGAUAAGGGUGAUUGGGUAUCAAAGACAAUGGACCCUGCUUUCCAUGUCAUUUCACAGAACUUGGGAGUUUCAGGAGUUGUCGGCGAAGAGGAAGAAGGAGAUCCUUCUGAAUUGUUCAUGAGAUGGAGUCAGCAUACGUAUGAUGAAGACCUGUGGGCAGAGAGACAAGGCAAACGGUCUCAGAACCUGAAAGGAAUUAUUGGCGCCGUCUUGCCCAACGUCUCUGAUGCACCAAUCAGACUGCAAGGAAAGGUCUUGGACAAUGUGUUUGAGAGCCCGAGUGAAAUUUUAUCCAGCAUCUCAAAAUUCUACGUGAUGGAGACGCUCCGGCAAGUCUACAAGAUCAUUGGCUCACUUGACUUUGUCGGCAAUCCUACUAUGCUGUUCAGCUCGUUUGUCAGUGGAGUGCGUGAUCUAGUGGUGACACCUUCUGUCGCAUUCUUGAGAUCACCGACAAACCCAACAAGUGUUGGAAUCGGGGUUGCAAAGGGCACUUUGUCGCUCUUUUCCCACAGCACUAGUGGAAUCUUUGGUUUCUUGGCAAAGACUACUGCUGCUGCUGGGCAAGCUGCGGCAAUGCUGUCUCUGGAUCCUGAGUAUAGAGACUGGCAUCGAGAACGUGUUGUCACAGAAGCAACCAAUCUCAAUAGAGAAUGGAAGAAACGCGGAAUCGAGAGCGUCUCUGCGAUGAUGACGAAACCGGUCGGUGAUGUUGCCCUCGGUGUUUUGAUGGGUGUUAGUGGUCUUGUUACGGCACCAUACAAAGGGUAUCGCAACAACGGGAAGCUGGGUUUGGCUAAAGGGGUUGCAGUGGGUGGGAUAGGGUUGGUCGCGAAGCCGAUUGUUGGUCUCCUUGAUGCAUUUACUCAUUUUACAGCAUCAGUCCAUGACAUUGCAAAAAGCGUGAAUAUUCUCGAAAGACGGUUCCAACCGGUGCUGAAACUACGGCUUCCAUACAUCUUCGGUCUGAGCAAUGUGUUGGCGCCGUUUGACAGUGUUUCUUCACGCAGUAUGUAUCUGUUGAAGAAUUUCACUCCAAAAAGCCUUAAGAUGAAAAAGUCCGCUUGGAAUGAGACGCAUGUUGCUUCCGAGGUCCUCCACAUGGAGCCUGGAGUUGACACGUAUGCCAUUGUUACAACACUCCGUGUCGUCUUGAUUAAGGUGAAGAAAGACAACCUUGGUCGUCUGGGGUCAACCCUUUGCUGGGAAGUGAGCCUUGGGACCGAAAACAAUAAAGUGUCUUCACAAGUGUCGGAUCAUGGGCACAAUGGGGUUGCCUUGACCAUUACCAGGCGAUACAAGCGGUCCACUGGGGGGCGCUUUAGGUCCCUCGAACAGAGGAGAAAGAUGAGCGCUUCAACAGGAACAGGGAACUAUGGAAGCCAGCAGCAACAGAACCCCAAUCAGCCAAGCAGAUCACCGGCAGACAAGACUGCAGUAUUGGAUCAACGGCAACAAACAGCUUCUCCAAGUGGCGACGAUAGGGCUACGGACGCAGUAGUUGUUGGCACUAGCAGCCCGCAGCCUGACGACGAGGAUCAAGGAAGGAUUCUACCAACUACGCCCAAUUCUUCUUCCAGGUUCCAAACUCAGCCGGAAAGCGGGGUCAAAGAUGAUCCUUAUCACGGACACGGGGAAACGUAUGGGAACGGGGAAACGUUGGAGUGGUUCACAGUGUUGGCCGAGUACCCCAAUCGUCCACAGUUGACGCGCAUCCAUAAUGCAACUUCCUGCAUUUUAGGGAAUUACGAUGCAGUCGUCCAUGACCACCAUAGGAGCCCAGCGAUGAGCACGGAAGGGUAUACUGCGUUCGGCCUUUUCGACUUUGAGAAGAAUUGGACGGACGAAGGUCAAAACGGAAGACAAGAAAAGUACCUAAUGGCUGCACUGGAACGUCUCCCUUGGAUGCAUGACAAGACAUUUGAAGCAACUAGAGGAAAGACACUUGACGAACAAAGAUCACUUGUUAGGGAUAUCCGCGAUAAAUGGAUUUUCUCCUGUGAGCUGGAGGCUUCCAUUGAAAUGGGCGGUCCUGCAUGGCUUAUCGAAACAAGGGCGCACGCCAUGUUUGUCCCUUCUGAACCACCAAUGCCUCCACCGUCAAUACCUCGCAACGACCCUGUGGUGAAGCAGGUUCUCUAUCAACAAAGCCACGGAAACAUCAGUCGAGAGCAGGUUCGAGAGCUCUUUGAAUGCCACAAACGUGACUUGGAGGGUCCAACUUCAGGCGAAAUUAGCAAUAUAUGGAGAAAGCUGUCAUCUGGAGAAGACUUUGAAUCCGAUCUCAGUGAGCUGGCCAAGUUUGAGGACUUUGAAUCUGCCUUCUCGUCAAUUUCGACCACUGUUGUCCAUCCCGGCGGGGGCUUCCACCCAAACCUCUCGGAGUUCAAAAGCCAAGGCAUUGCCUCUUUUCAAUCAGCGCACGAGAGCAUGCCAACAACGCUGGUGCGUCCUGGGAGUGGAAUGUCAGGCAGCUUCCCAGAUCAAGACGAUUACGACACUGAAAGCGUUGGCACGAGGACUUCAGACGGUUCUGCCGAUGGACUUGCAAGGCAUGUUGCAAGAAAUGAAGCAUCUCAGAGCCCACGAGCAAUGGUCUUUCCUCCGCUUGGUCCCAACACCCUUGUGAGGACUGAACCACACCUAUUCCCGGAUGCCAGCGGUCAAGUUGCAGGACGCACUGCUGUUGCUGCAGGCGAUCCGAUGCAGGCUGCGUCCUCGGAGGACAGGAUAGGACGUAUGGAGGGACUGAUGGAGCAGUUGGUAAUCUUCAACUCACAACUGGCUCUCAUGAAAGGGCCGUCAUUGGCCGGUGGAGGCGGCGUGAAUUUUCACUCUGGACAAACGGAUGCAGAUACCGGUGCACUCCAGCAAGAGAUAUUUGCGCUGCGAAACCAGUUGGAGCGACAAAGUAGGAAGGACGAUGCGACAACUGAGAUCUUGUCGGGUCUUCGAAAUGAACUUGCCCAUAUUCGAGCACGGCUUGCAGAAGAGGAGCUGCCACCUGCACCGAAAGCCCGCCUCACUGGCAGCAUGAAGAGCAAGGACAAGAAGAAGAAGGUGAAGCCCUCCAAGGUGAAGAAGAAGGCACCGCCACAGACCGUUGACGACGAUGAAAGCGAUGCAAAUGAAGAUUCAAAACCGAAGGCGAGGCGGCGCAGUGUAAGAUGGUUUCAGAUGGGAUCGUCCACCAAGUCAAAGUCCAAAAAGAAGAAGAGCAAGGACGACGAUGUUUCCGAAACUCCGAGUGCCCCAUUGGUGUUGGCAAAACCCGACGCAGUGGGGCAAAACGGGGACAACGAGAAAGACGACAAGCCUUCGAAGAAGACCGCCUCGUCUCCAGUGUAAGCGUGAUGCGGGGUGGCUGUCUCCCCGCAGAGUUUUGAAGCUAUUGCUACUAGUAGCUAGUAUAGUGUACCAGUAUCGUACUAUAGAAUGGAUCCUUUGGAAUGUCACUGUAAGGUAGCUAGCUAAUACUGUUGCUCCUACCGGGCUACCGGUGCCGCUGUGG